Etheostoma spectabile (orangethroat darter) is the source of this 3294-nucleotide messenger RNA. RefSeq names its product GTPase IMAP family member 8. Gene Ontology annotation, molecular function: GTP binding. The transcript is spliced from 5 exons. The record is from RefSeq and is a predicted model, not a curated record. NCBI's taxonomy places the organism in Eukaryota, Metazoa, Chordata, Actinopteri, Perciformes, Percidae. Bases 454 to 3249 code for a protein of 931 amino acids.
CUACCAACGUUGUCAAACCCUGCUCAUAUUAACAAUCCUCUAUUUUGAUAGUUUAGUGUAGUUUUUAUAAUUUCUUUCCAUAGGACAUAUCCAACGUCCUGUGAUGGUAAAUUCACUUGAUAACCCUGUAAUGUUAAGCGGAUGAACUGUCUCCGCUAUCUGUCUGUGUUUGGUAAACACUAAAUGCUGAACACAGUCUUUAUGUGUCUCCUCAGAGUGGACUGUCGACCCGCUGCUGGGAGGUGUGGUUGUUACUGUCCACUGCAUAUGUGUCUGAUUACCCAUUACAACCAACCUUCAGACUCAUAAACACAUAAAACACAAACUUCUGCCGAUAUAUUGCUCCUUCAGAAAGAAGCUUUGCCUACAUUUUUUUUUUUACAAAGACCACAGAAAAACGGACGCUUGUUUUAAAGUCUACUUGUUUUUAGAUGUUUCAGACUGAGACAUGAGAUGGCAACCAGCGAGCUGUCUGCCUGGGACGGCUGGUGUACAUCACAGUUAAAGAUUAUCCUUCUUGGUGGCAGAAACUCUGGGAAGAGCUCCGUAGGGAACUUAAUCUUGGGCAAAGAGGAGUUCGGGACCAAAGAGAGGACCUCGUGCUCCCGGAGGCUGGGCGUGGUGGCGGGACGGUGGAUCACGGUGGUGGACACUCCCGGCUGGUGGUGCGACUUCAGCUCUCAGGACACAUCCAAGCUGGUGAAGAGGGAGAUUGUAAGCAGUGUGUCUCUGUGCUCACCGGGCCCGCAUGUAUUUCUAAUCACAAUCAAGGCGAGGUCGGGCUUCUCCGAGAAGCGUCGGAGGGCUGUGGAGGAGCACGUGACGCUGCUGGGUGAGAGGGUGUGGAGCCACUGCAUGGUUGUCUUCAUCUCUGCUGACUGGUCUGAACACACAGGAGCUGAGGAGAUCGUACACAGUGGGGGGGAGGCCCUCUGCUGGCUCAGUAACAAGUGUGGUCAGAGGUGUCACAGUGUUAUCCCGAGCCAUGGAACUGAAGUCACCACGCUCCUGGAGAAGAUACAGGAACUUGUCACCGGAAAUGGAAACAGAGUGUUUGAAAUGCAGGAAAACCUUUUACAGGCGACUGCAGAGGAGAAGAGGAGAGUGGAGGAGAGGGCUCAGCAGAGGUUUGUGAGAACGAGGAAACACAGGUCUCUCAUGAGAGAAAGUUUGCGGCCCAUUUCUAAUAUCCGGAUUGUGUUGGUGGGAGCAAAGGGUUCUGGGAAAACCUCCGCUCUGAACACAAUCCUGAACAGAGAGAGCAGCCUGCCAGUGAGGAGAACCGCCCGGUGCGUGUUGGGAACAGGAGUGGUGUUUGGGAGACAGGUGACGGCGGUGGACACACCGGGCUGGUGGAUGAACUACUUCUGCGACGAGAGUCCCGUCUUCGACCGGAGACAGCUGGUGCUCAGUUUGUCCCUCUGCCCUCCGGGGCCUCACGUCUUCCUGCUGCUGAUCCGUGUGGACAGAGCGUUCAGCGAAACCUACAGGAGGGCAGUGCAGGAGCACCUCCAGCUGAUCGGUGACCACAUCUGGAGUCGUGUCAUCGUGCUGUUCAGUUUCGGGGACUGGCUGGGAGGCACGACCCCGGAGCAGUGCAUCGAGAGCGAGGGAGAGCCCCUGCGCUGGCUUGUUGAAAGAUGCAACAACCGGUAUCAUGUCCUGGGCAAUAAAACUAAAGGGGUUGGAUUUCAAGUCCGAGAGCUGAUUGGGAAGAUUGAGGAAAUGUUGGCCGGCUGCAACGCUGGCCACCAUUAUGAAAUAGAGAGGGAAGUGAUGGAACAGCUGGAGGGAAAGGUGAGAAGAGAGGAGGAAAGAGCCAAGGAGAGAGUGGCGAGGAAGGAGAAUCAAAGGCAGAUGGCGAGGUCUCAGCUGGAGAAGCUCAGCCCUCUUCCAGAACUGAGAAUAGUGCUGGUUGGUGGCAGGAAAACAGGCAAGAGCUCAUGUGGAGACACCAUCCUCAGCAGAGAGUGCUUCCACACAGGAACCCCAACGACUUCCUGCUGGGAAAAACGAGGCAAAAUCAGCGGCAGGACGGUGGCAGUGCUGGACACGCCGGGCUGCUUCGCUGUGACCUCUGACUUCCUCGUGGCAUCCUGUGCCAUCCUCCUGGUUGUCAACAUGAGCUCCUCAUUCCGAAAUAGACACAUGGAGGCCAUGGAGAAACAGCUGGAGGCAGGAGGGGGCCAGAUGUGGAGCAGAGCUGUGGUCCUGUUCAGCUUCGGCGAUUGGCUGGGCGACACGGGCAUCGAGCAGCGCAUAGAGAGUGAAGGAGCAGCGCUGCGGAGGCUGGUUGAAAAGUGUGGGAACAGAUAUCACGUCCUGGACAAUAAACACCGGGACGAUGGAGCUCAAGUUUACGAGCUCAUCGAACUGAUAGACGGGAUGCUGGUUAAAGAAAGGCUGGAUAUUCUUAACAGAGGUGAUCACAUGUGGAAAAGUGUUACUUCACGAGACGUGGCGCUAAGUAAAAAAGAUGUUGAGAUGCUCAGGAGCUGCAGACUGCUGGCCCAUGACUUGACUGACUCAGCCAACCCCACCACUCAAACAUCCCCAAACUGCUCAGGAGGCCCUGAUGACGGGGGUCAGGUAGUGGCACUACCAACAGGAAGACGGGGACGGACUGGACUCAACAUCCGGGACAGAGACAGCUUCAUGUCCUGUUUAGCCUCAAUGCUCCCUGGUGGAGAAGCACUGAGGUGGCCUAUAACUCUGCCUGUUUGUUUCCCUGCUGAUGAUCUGCCCCUGAGACUGAAUGGCCGUGUGUUCUCAUCCAGACAUCCAACAAUGCUUCUGGUUUUACCUCAAACACAACACAGGAUGUGGAUUGCGGAGGAAAAUGGCGUCAGUGUGCAUUCCCUCUGCCAUCCUGCACUGAGAGAGCGGACUCUCGGGAGGCUCACCGAGUCCGGAGGUCUGCAGGCGCUGAUCGACCAGUGGGACGACAGCAGCCUGGAGGAGCUGGAAGCCUUCAUCGACUCCUACUUUGAGAUGAUUUGGGAGCAAACCAUGGGGUCGUUUCAGGACCCUGAAGCGGAGUGUCCCACCGCAGAGCGGGAUGCUGUCGUCGAGGAGGAGGCCGGACAGAAGGAAGUGCUCUCCUCCAUCGACAGGAAACUGUCGAAGCUGGAGCUGCUUGAGGAGAUCAGGAGGGAUCUGGCCGAGCUGAGGACAAAACUGGAGCACAGCUGGAAGGCCAUACAGGAACUCAGAGAAAAACGUAAACAGGAUGAUAAUAAUACAUGUUGAUAUAAAGAUGGAGUAUAUUGUUUGCUUAUACAGUGAAAAUGAAUG